AUGCGGUUACAACAUGGCUGUCCAUCUAAUGAAAUUGCAGAGACAAAAGCAUUUGCUGAAUGGAUUCUUAAGAUUGGUGAAGGAAAAAUCGGCGGCAGCAAUGAUGGUGAAGAUAUUGUUGAAUUUCCAGAUGAUGUGAUAAUUCGCUCUACGGGUGAUCAUAUUCAGUCAAUUACAUCAUUGGUUCCGUCUGACAAACGAAUUCCUUUCUGGUUUCAAAGAAGACAAUUCCCUCUGUCUGUUUGUUUUGCCAUGACCAUAAACAAAAGUCAAGGGCAGUCCUUGUCCAAUGUAGGAUUAUACCUCCGUAGACCCGUCUUCACACAUGGUCAGCUCUAUGUUGCAGUCUCUCGUGUCACAAGUAAACGAGGCUUGAAAGUGUUAAUUUCUGAUGAGGGGGGCCAUUCUACUAACAAAACAAAAAAUGUCGUUUACAAGGAGGUCCUACAAAGCUUAUAG
This is a messenger RNA of Erigeron canadensis, 459 nucleotides long. Its product is annotated as ATP-dependent DNA helicase PIF1-like. NCBI's taxonomy places the organism in Eukaryota, Viridiplantae, Streptophyta, Magnoliopsida, Asterales, Asteraceae. Bases 1 to 459 code for a protein of 152 amino acids. The record is from RefSeq and is a predicted model, not a curated record. The transcript is spliced from 2 exons.